Molecule: messenger RNA, 1099 nt
Organism: Lucilia sericata (common green bottle fly)
Lineage: Eukaryota; Metazoa; Arthropoda; Insecta; Diptera; Calliphoridae
Gene: Cpr62Ba
Product: adult-specific cuticular protein ACP-20
Exons: 3
Coding region: 680-1099 (139 amino acids)
Cellular component (GO): extracellular matrix
Source: RefSeq, a predicted model, not a curated record
AAUAACAUCAUCAUACAAAACUAACGCAACAUUUUUCUUCUAAAAAUCUACAAUUUUAGUGCAAUUGAAGAAUAUUUUCGAUUUUAAAUUGGAUUCACGAAAAAUAAAAAACGCCGAAUAGACAGACAGUUAGAAAUAAACAAAACAAUUCAAUCGAUCGACGGGGAUAUAAACAAACAAUCCAUGAAUUACAUAAAAAGAAUAGAAAUAAACAAAUAAAUAAAUUUCCGAAAAUCAUACUUAUUUAUAUACAAUCAUCAUCAAACAAUCAUGUGUACAUACAAAAGGUAACGUAAAUGUGUGAUCAUACUCGUACGUAUACGUGAUGUGUGCUGAAUCAGUUUGUUGUUUUGUUCGUUGUACGUAUACGUGUAUUUGGCAAUUGUAUCAAUGAGAUCAAUGUUUCAAUUCAAGUGUAUUUAACAAAAAAAAAAAAAAAAAUAUCGUAAACAAAAUCAAAACUACUGCAACAGUGAUUUUUCGGCAGAGGUUGUAUGUUGCCAAAACCUCAAGAAAAAAAGAAGAACUAAAUGCAAAUUUUUAUUUAAAUUGGUUAUUUUUCGUGUGCCUUUUAAAAACCUCGAAAAAUUGAAAGUUCAACAUUUAAUUGUACAACUUUUGGUUUUAUUUCUUUUUUAAGUGGUUUUAAUAUUCAAACAGUUAAAAGAAAAAGCAAAAUAUGUUUCAAAAUAAAUUUAAUAUGCUGUUGUUAAUAAUAUUUAUCAUGCUGCUUUUGCUUACCAGGAAGACUUUUGGUUUGGUCAAUCCUUUACAUACGGAAUAUUAUUCGAAUUAUCGCAAUUAUCCCGGUGAUGAUAAGUUAAACUAUAAAUAUCACUAUUUUAUCGAUCAUCCGCCGAGCAAUGUUCACAUGAUGCACUUAGAGGAACGUCAAGGUGACAAAGUAAUGGGUCAAUAUGGUCUACUAGAACCCAAUGGAAUGGUGCGUAUGGUCCAUUAUCAAGUAGUGGGCGACAGUGGUUUUCAAAGUGUGGUUCAGACACGAACACCGCACAGCAGAACACAUGUACGACUAAUGAAUCGCAAACAACCAACACUGCCGAUAAUAUUACAACAGCCAGUGGCAUCUGUUAUAUGA